AUGAAAGUCGGGGACAUUCCAAACGAAGUUUAUAAUAGAAGGAACUAGGUUCAUCGAUUAGUUGAAAUGGAAGAAAUGAAUUUAAAGAAUGACGAGAAUGUGCAUUAAUCAUUGAUUUAUGAAGAGAAUUAAAAAAAACCUAAAGUAUCUCAAUCAGAACCUGUUGGCUUUUUGGCAAGGAUGUUCGGAAUGUCUAAAUCUAAACCAGAGUAAAAGGAAGAAGAAUACAAGCCAACUGAAUUGAAGGAUCAUUAUAAUCUAUAUGAUGAAGAUUGGUUUGAUGCAUAGAGGAACAUUAUCUAAAAAUCAUAGGAAACAUCUACAGCUGAUGGAAACAAUGAAAUUAUUCAUUUAAUUUGUCCAGAUGACACAAUAGAAGGGCUGGAAUUAUAAUAUGGAGUGCCUGCAUGUAGAAUAAGGACGUAUAACAAUUUACAAACAAAUGAUAUAUUUUAUUUGAAGAAAUUGAGCAUUCCUAAUCCUACAAGUGAUAAUAAAAAAUAAGAAAUCAAUAUGGAGAAAUACAUGUAAGAAUUAAAAAUUGGAUUGUUUCUAGAUGCAGUUUGUUAACCAGAAGAUAAAAAUCGUAAAGUUGCGAUAUUUUACUUAGAUAUGAAUAAUUGGAAUUACAUGAAGGCUACUCAGGAAUAUUUGGAUGAUUACAAAUUCGAAUUAUAAUAACAUAAAGCCAAGAAAGUGUCUACUCAUAAAGCAUAAGCCUGA
This is a messenger RNA of Paramecium tetraurelia, 723 nucleotides long. RefSeq lists its product as uncharacterized. NCBI's taxonomy places the organism in Eukaryota, Ciliophora, Oligohymenophorea, Peniculida, Parameciidae. The record is from RefSeq and is a predicted model, not a curated record. The transcript is spliced from 3 exons.